This is a messenger RNA of Staurois parvus, 315 nucleotides long. The record is from the annotation of a GenBank genome assembly. NCBI's taxonomy places the organism in Eukaryota, Metazoa, Chordata, Amphibia, Anura, Ranidae.
AUGCAAGUGCCGGUUCUCGGCUGCACUUUCCUCACGCUGUCAGAUCGUGAGGAAAGUACUGCCGAGAACCGGCAGUUGUCAGAGCGGGGAUCGGCACCGAUCGGCACCGGCUCCUGCGCGUCCCAGGGGGCGCGCACCGGCGAUCUCCGUGAUCGCUGUGUCCUACAGACACAGCUGAUCACGUGUGAUGAUCAGUGCCCUGAUGAUCGGUGCCCAGCAGUGCCACCCGCAAGUUCCGCCCACCUGUGCCCAGCAGUGCGCCCACUGGCUCCGCCCACCUGUGCCCAGCAGAUCACCCACCUGUGCCCAGCAGUG